This is a messenger RNA of Carlito syrichta (Philippine tarsier), 2356 nucleotides long. It is a transcript of the gene TTC4, whose product is annotated as tetratricopeptide repeat domain 4. Gene Ontology annotation, molecular function: Hsp90 protein binding. NCBI's taxonomy places the organism in Eukaryota, Metazoa, Chordata, Mammalia, Primates, Tarsiidae. The coding region runs from base 58 to 1221 and encodes 387 amino acids. The transcript has 10 exons. The record is from RefSeq and is a predicted model, not a curated record.
AAGGGUGCCCGCGCCGCCGGAAGGAGCCUCCCGCUUCCAGGCGUCAGUAUAUCCACUAUGGAACCUUCAGACCAGGACGCCGCCUCAGACGACGCCAUGGACUCGUUCCUGGAAAAGUUCCAGAGCCAGCCUUACCGCGGCGGCUUCCGCGAGGACCAGUGGGAGGAGGAAUUUGAAAAGGUGCCCCUAUUUAUGAAGAAUGUGCCAUCAGAAAUUGAUCCCAAGGAGAAUCCUGACUUGGCUUGCCUUCAGUCAAUUAUUUUUGAUGAGGAGCGAUCUCCAGAAGAACAAGCCAAGACCUAUAAAGAUGAGGGCAAUGAUUACUUUAAAGAAAAAGACUAUAAGAAAGCUGUGAUUUCCUAUACUGAAGGAUUAAAGAAGAAAUGUGCAGAUCCUGAUUUGAAUGCUAUCCUUUAUACCAACCGAGCAGCGGCACAGUACUAUCUAGGCAAUUUUCGCUCUGCUCUUAAUGAUGUGAUGGCUGCCAGAAAGCUCAAACCCUGCCACCUCAAAGCCAUAGUAAGAGGUGCCUUAUGCCAUCUGGAACUGAAACACUUUGCUGAAGCUGUGAACUGGUGCGAUGAGGGGCUGCAGAUAGAUGCCAAAGAGAAGAAGCUUCUGGAAAUGAGGGCUAAAGCAGACAAGCUGAAGCGAACAGAACAGAGGGACACGAGGAAAGCAAAGCUGAAAGAAAAGAAGGAGCAGAAUCAGAACAAGGCUUUACUCCAGGCUGUCCAGGCUAGGAACAUCCGGCUCUCUGAAGCUGCUUGUGAGAAUGAAGACUCAGCCUCAGAAGGUCCAGGUGACCUUUUCCUGAAUGGACUCAACUCUGAGAACCCUUAUGGAGCCAGGCUGAGUCUAGAUGACCAGGGCAGGCUGAGCUGGCCUGUGCUCUUUCUGUAUCCAGAGUAUGCCCAGUCAGACUUCAUCUCUGCUUUUCACGAGGACUCCAGGUUUAUUGAUCAUCUAAUGGCAGUGUUUGGUGAAACACCCUCUUGGGACUUAGAGCAAAAAUAUUGUCCUGAUAACUUGGAGGUCUACUUUGAGGAUGAGGAUGGGGCAGAGCUGUAUCAGGUGCCUCCCAAGAAGACCUUGCUGCAAGUUCUGCAGCACCCCAGGUAUGUCGUAAAAUCCCUGACGCCAGCAUUUCUGGUCUGCAUAGGAUCUUCUCCUUUUUGCAAGAAUUAUCUCCAGGGAAGAAAGGUGCACCAGAUCAAGUGACUGAGCCAGGCUGUGGAGCCAGCCCUGGCUCUCCUCCCUUUCCCUCCCCUGGCAUGCUUGGAUUGGCCGGACGCACUCCUGGACGUCAGCAUCUUGUUUCUGCCGCCCUGGGGAUAGUCCUGCCUAGCAUCAUGGUGGGGAAAGGGCUGCUGAUUUCCCAGAGCUGCCCCCUCUGUGACCACCUACUGAGCUGCAGCAGGUCUUCACUCUUCUCAGUUGAUACAGAAUUCUGCGCCUUGGUCACGAAGUCCUUGCACUGUCUCUGAAGGGACCAUCUGCUACAGUUCAGCAGCUGACCCGAGUAACUCACCACCCUGUGGAGACUGACUCAGUGCCCAGUAACAUGGUUCUGAGCCUUUGUAGAGUGAGACACCUUGGGGAAGCUGCCCCUCAGACCGCACACAGACAUGCCAACUGUGUGCAUCGUUUCAGGGCUUUAAGGCUGAGAGACCUGCUUCGGUUAUUUCAUGGGCACGGGAGGGGCCGUGUGGGGCUGCUGUAGAUGCCUUUGGGGGGGAAAUGGGACCCAGGAGCCACAUCCUGUUCUGCAUUUGUGAGGACUGUACAGACGGGGGUCCUUGGUACUCCCGAGUGAUCGCUGGCUUCCUGGCCUUUGUAGUGUGGAGAACUGUGACACGUGGACAGUGGCCUGAAUUCCUCUGCAGUUUUCACGUUUUAGGAUCUUGUGCCUUUUAAAUUGGAAAAUCUUGCACAUUGGGUCACUGUCAUAGGUGUCUGCAGCUGUUUGCUCCCCUUCCGAGAGGAUUUAUAUGUCCAUGUCCUCACCUGUAGCUGUAUGGCUUCUCACAGUAUCACCCCACAUCCCGGGGGGGGGUACUUCCUGUUCCUGAGGCGAAGGGAGGUGAGCAGUCAUGGCCUGCACUGCGUCCAGCAGAAGUGUGAAGACUAUGAGUGUUGGGCUCGUGGCCUUCCCUCUGCUGUGAGAACACUCGUCUCCCAGAGGAGCUGUUCCUUAGCCUAGGUGCCAGAAUGGUAAGACGCGUGGAGCCAUGCUGAAGCAUUAAGGAGGGAGAGACUUUGGUUGUGGUAGGCACCCGGGCUUGGAGGCUGUUUGUUACUGAGCUGACAAUACAUGGUUAAACUGAAGCCAGCUACUGUCCUUAAGAUGGACUAA